Exophiala mesophila is the source of this 2648-nucleotide messenger RNA. RefSeq lists its product as uncharacterized. The transcript has 6 exons. Gene Ontology annotation, biological process: mRNA splice site recognition. The record is from RefSeq and is a predicted model, not a curated record. NCBI's taxonomy places the organism in Eukaryota, Fungi, Ascomycota, Eurotiomycetes, Chaetothyriales, Herpotrichiellaceae. Gene Ontology annotation, cellular component: cytosol. The coding region runs from base 799 to 2004 and encodes 401 amino acids. Gene Ontology annotation, molecular function: mRNA binding.
CUCUUUUCUUUCCUUUCCUUUCACCUCCCACCCGACUCAUCUGUCAUUUUCCCUUCCCUUCUACCCAUCUUCUUGUCUGCGCGUCCUCUUAGUUUUGCAGUGCUACUUGCUUUCUGCUCCUCUUUGUCGCCUGCUCUUCUCGGAGUUUCUCGAGUUCGCGCCGUGAUCUGUGGCUUUUGGCUAUAUCCAUCUAGCCCCCAUCUACAACCUGCGCAUUUGAUCCGGUACGUCAAGCUCUUUUGUAUUCUGCACCCUCAAUUCCUCGACCGGUCCUGGCCUCAGUCUUGCCAUUGCAUCCAAUGCAAGCCCCGACGUUGUGGCGACGGCGCAGCUUCGCCGACAUUCUGCCUCAGCCUUCCUCGGCCUUUUCGCUGCGACUCGCGACCAGUACCAGUACCAGUACUGGCGCAACUGGACUGCGACAAAACACGACUCUAAGUAGACAUUAACGCGACAUGACAAUCCCACAUGCCCUCAAAACAGAUCGUAACUGUUCAGUCAAACUACCCGCCAAUCACCAUAGUCGCCUUCCCACAAUCUUCAAAAUCUUCACUUCACCUUGUCACUAUCACCAUAGCGCCAUCAAUCCACUUCAGAUCCAAUCUCCUCCAACAACCUUCCGUCUUGCCUUGCAGCUCGCGACCUUUCAAAAUCUGCCAUUAGGUUAUUGUUCUGCGACAAGAGUGGGCUUAGUGUUUCGCUUGCUCAAGUGUACAUUCAUAAUCUUCGCACUUCAAUACACGAACAUCCUUCUUCAGGACCUCACUUCUGGUUACUCUCUGUCCGCUGAUCCUCAAAAUGUCUUUCGAAUUCGGUCAAUUUCCCAACAGCCAGCAGGAUGGCGCUCCUGGUCAAGGUCCUCCUCCUCAGGACGGCGCCGCCCCCGGCCAGCAGCAAGAUCCUUCUGGGCAGCCCCCCAUGCAAUUCCAGUCCCCUGAUGGAAGCGCUCCUCAACAAGCUGGCCCUGGUGGCGAAGGCAAAACCACUCUUUGGAUGGGUGAACUCGAGCCUUGGAUUGACGAAAACUUCGUCCGCAACCUCUGGUUUCAGAUGGGCGAGCAAGUCAGUGUCAAGAUGAUUCGAGACAAGUUCUCUGGCAAUGCCGGAUACUGCUUCGUUGAUUUCUCAUCUCCUCAAGCCGCCGCCAAGGCUCUCCAACUCAGUGGCCAACCUAUGCCAAACUCCAGCCGCCCCUUCAAGCUUAACUGGGCUUCCGGCGGUGGUCUCGCCGAUCGACGAGACGACCGUGGUCCUGAGUAUUCUAUCUUCGUGGGUGAUCUUGGCCCCGAGGUCAACGAAUAUGUUCUGGUCUCGCUGUUCCAGAGCCGAUUCCCAUCUUGCAAGUCCGCUAAAAUCAUGACUGAUCCUCUUUCUGGAAUGUCCCGUGGUUACGGUUUCGUUCGAUUCUCCGAUGAGGGCGACCAGCAGCGUGCUCUGAGUGAGAUGCAGGGUGUCUACUGUGGCAACCGACCCAUGCGCAUCUCCACCGCCACUCCCAAGAACAAGGGUGGUCCCAUGGGUGCCGGACUCAAUGCUGGUAUGAACAUGCCUGGAGCUGGCGGCCCUAUGGGCUAUCCCCCUAUGGGAGGACCGCCAUUGGGCUACUAUGGACAACAGCAGGCACAGCAACCCCAGCCUAUGAACCAAUUCACAGACCCCAACAACACCACUGUCUUCGUCGGAGGUCUCUCAGGAUAUGUCACUGAGGAUGAGCUGCGUUCCUUCUUCCAAGGAUUCGGCGAGAUCACCUAUGUGAAGAUUCCUCCGGGUAAGGGAUGCGGAUUCGUUCAGUUCGUCCAACGCCACGCUGCAGAGAUGGCUAUCAACCAGAUGCAAGGCUACCCCAUUGGAAACUCCCGCGUCCGCUUGAGCUGGGGCCGCAGCCAGAACAACUCUGGACCUGCUGGCACCCCCUACCGACCCGCCCCUCCCCCACCCAUCUAUCCAUCAAUGGGUGGGAUGCCCCCUGCACACUCGUACGGCAACUACGCCCCUAUGAAGUGAUUUAAUGAAAUGUCGGCGCAGCAGGCGUUCAUUCAUUGCCGUCCACUUUUUUGUUGAAACGAAACGCCGCCUUUUCUUAUGUCCCUGAAGCAACGCAGUCGAGGUUUUAGCGUCAUCGUUGGAUGGGAGGUGGUUUGUCAAACAAAAGUUUCGUCGUUUUCACUUGACGAACCCCGCUUUGCUCUCACAAUUUUUCCGAUUGUCACUUGGCUAUGUGUACAACAUCAACAACAUGGCAUUCGAUUUCUAGUCACCAAGACGAUCCCAACGAACAUGUGCAUGCGCUGGAAAACGGUAACGGCAUGAUAGUGGGGGCAUGGGCAACCGAGCGUUGAAGAUGGGUGAUGACCGCUGCUCGUGCCUGGAUGUAGACGUGGACGACUCCAGCUGGCGGAGAAGACUUUCCUUAUUGUUUCAUUCUUUCCUUAGUCACGUUGACCGACGAAAACGUCUUUUUGGCCACGAAGCCAGAAGCAUGGAUACCAAGAGGUAACCCUGACCUUUUCCUUCAAAAAGGAGUCUGGCAUCAAGCAUACGAUACAUGACAGUGCUACCAUGAAAACCAAUUGACCAUUAAGUAAUGUCACAUGUGCCAACCCACAUGCUGACUUUGGUUGAAUCAUAAUUACAUCCAUGGAGCUGAG